Funneliformis mosseae is the source of this 159-nucleotide messenger RNA. NCBI's taxonomy places the organism in Eukaryota, Fungi, Glomeromycota, Glomeromycetes, Glomerales, Glomeraceae. The record is from the annotation of a GenBank genome assembly.
AUGCCAGUUAUUCCAAGUCCAAAAAGAUCACGUUCUGCAAUAAGAAUAAAACAGGAUAAAUUUCGUAUUACCAUUCUUUUGACUACAAAUGCUAUUGGUACACAAAAACUUAAACCACUUGUAAUCGGUUCCUCAAAAAAUCCUAGAUGUCUCUACUGA